AUGCAGGCCACUGAUCAUUUAUUUUGUGUACUCAAGUCAGAACCAACAGUAAUUUCAUUAGCAUGGCGUGAAAUAAUACUAAGAGAAUUGGUUAAUGACAAAUCACAUCAGGAAAGGAUAUGGGUUAAA
Entrophospora sp. SA101 is the source of this 129-nucleotide messenger RNA. NCBI's taxonomy places the organism in Eukaryota, Fungi, Glomeromycota, Glomeromycetes, Entrophosporales, Entrophosporaceae. The record is from the annotation of a GenBank genome assembly.